Molecule: messenger RNA, 3156 nt
Organism: Adineta ricciae
Lineage: Eukaryota; Metazoa; Rotifera; Eurotatoria; Adinetida; Adinetidae
Source: the annotation of a GenBank genome assembly
AUGGCGGUUACGGAAAUGUUUGGCCGAUCGUUUUCCGAUGCUCUCUACGAGCGAUAUUGUGAUUUCGAUUCGACAUUUGAUGAUCUCAAGAAUGAUUGUGAUAUCGUUUUUUUCGUUGGUUCAUCGCCGAAAAAAACAGAAUCAGGUCUUGUCCUUAAUGCAUCGACUGUUGUUUUAACCGAUGAGCGCAUCUCUCAUGUCGGAGAUCCUCAUGCUGUGGCACUGUCAUGCUCUCAAGUCGAAUUGGUCGAUAUUUCAUCGAAUGCAUUUUCUGAUUGGCAUGAAAUAUCAUUACUUCUUUCAUCGUUACCUCAUGUCAAAACAAUCAAUCUAAGUUUCAAUCCAUUUCCAACUGAUCUGCAUCGGUUGCCAGAUGAUUUACAAUGGUCUAAUCUGAAUACUCUAUGUCUUAAUGGAAGUCAUAUUGGUCUCGAAAUGAUUGUGGAAUUGUUGAAGAAAAUGCCGAAUUUGGAAGAGUUACAGAUCUGUUCGAAUAACUACACAAGCAUAUCAUCGAAUUAUGAUUUUCAACAUGAAAAUCUCAAACGUGUUUACAUAUCAAACAACAGUCUAAGCGAAUGGGAAUCGAUAUGUCGCUUGGGCCGGUUGUUUCCACGUUUAGAAACAUUGAUCGCAAGUGAUAAUCCUCUGAUAAGCUUUCGUUCGGAUGAUGAUGUGACUGUUUGUUUACCAUGUUUACACACACUCAGUGUCGAUCAAGUGCAAAUAUCUGAUUGGAACGAUAUUGUUGCAUUAACAAAACUACCUUCGUUACACGCUUUACGAAUUCACGUUGCACCAUUAUUAAAAAAUUAUCAAAAAGAAGAACGUUUCUUUCUAUUACUUGGUUAUAUGAAACAUUUAACGAAACUGAAUGGUAGUGAUAUUACAGCAAACGAGAGAGAAACAAGUGAAAGACGAUUCAUUCGGCAUUAUUCACAGCAUGAUAUGAAACCACAACGAUACUUCGAAUUAACGGAAAAACACGGAAAUCUUAAACCUUUGGUGGAUAUUACAAUUCGUGCGCCCUAUUUAACAAAUGUCCGUUUAGUUUACAAUCAAACUACGCAUGAUAAAGAGAUUGAUGUUCGACAGACUGUUCAACAAUUCAAAAAAUAUCUUCAUGAGCUCUUUCGUUUGCCGUUAACACGCAUACGAAUUUUCUAUGUCGAUGAUGUGGCUUUCAACAUGGGCGUAUGUGGACCAGAAGAACUUCGAUAUCCACAACGAUUACUACAUACGUAUAAUAUCCACGACGGUGAUCAAUUUCAUAUUGAUUUGAAACCAGAGCCACCUAAGCCACAAUAUACAACACGAACAGCCGAUAGUGCCCGUUCGCGUAAGAAAUCCACCGAUAACAAUCGAAUCAAUUCGUCGACGUCGUCUGAUGAUGAUAAAGGGACCUCACCGGUUGUAACAUCUCCAUUUGCAUUUGAUUCGCUACAAAAAUUAGCUCAACAGAAGGAUACUCACGAUACUCAAGCGUCGAUCGAGCUCGAUGAAAUCUAUCCGUCCAUUGAUAAAACAGUUCAAAUGAUUAAGAAUGAUGAGGACGAUGAUGAGUUACUGUUAGCUGCUGCCGCAGCUACUUGUACAAAUCUGCAAACCAACAACAAUGACAACACUAUGACAGUCGUAGAAACAACAAAUGUAUUGUGUCAUUCCUCAGCGUACUCAUUGGCAUGCUUUGCACUCGGAUUAGACGACACGACCUCUUAUCUUCAAUAUCUUCGCAGUAAUGGUCCAUCCGCUAUUGUUCUUUCGUACCUUCUUUCUGGCCAUAUGCCAUAUUGGAAUGGUUGUCCAGUGUCGAAUGAUUACUUGAAUAUUAAACUGGAACAACAUGUCAAGGACAAUUGUCUCUUUGAACAAGAUUUGGAAUUUCUAUCCGAUGGUUUAGAAGGUCGUUCUCGAAAUCCUGUUUCGUUAUUGAUUGAUCAUCUGACACAUCCUGAUGCUGAUCUUGGCGCACAUUUACAAUCGAAACUCAAAUGGCGCCAUGACCCGUCGUCAGCAAUCAAUCACGUUUGUCUAGGCCGAGGUGGAAUCGGUGGUGUCUGGAAUAGUUUAACGUCGAAACAGUUACAAACUGUCAGCAUGGCUCAUUGGAUGGAAUUGCCCAACUAUUCGAUGAGUACAUUUCGACAACAACGCCGAGCACAUCGACUGCGUUUAGCAGCACAAAACGAACAGUCGUCAGUCAUCGAGGAUAAUGCGUCCUUGAGGGCGACAUAUGAAGAAGUUCGCUCGUAUUACGUUCACUAUGUGAAACGAAAUCGUUUAACGAAUCAUUUUCGAAACGGUUGUGAAGUGAAGUCGAUCGAACGUGUUUCGCUUGGUGAACCGGUUUUCGAUGAUGUCAACGAAGAAAUUCGCACAUCAGAACCACUAUGGGAAAUACGAGGUUAUGAAGAAAAAACGGGAAGUCCAUUUAUAAUCCACGCCAAAUACGUCGUUUUAGCAACUGGCAUUCCGCAAGAAAAAACCAUUCCUCUGGGAAUCAUCGGAGAACAAACAAGUCAAUCAUUUACUUAUACAUGUUUAUCUGAUAUUGAAGAUCUUAUCAUUAAUAAAAAAUAUUUAACUAAAACUCAUAAACCAUUGCUUGUCAUUGGUUGUGGACUAACCGCUCUUGAUGUAAUUCUUCUUUGUCAACAAUAUUCUAUACCUGUUCUACAUGUUUUUCGUCGUGCAAUUGAUGAUCAUGAACUUGUCUUUAACCAAUUAUCUCCUUCUCUCUAUCCCGAAUACGAACGUAUUAAAGAUAUGGCUAAAUUAUCUACAUCAUCGUCAUCCGAUUGGUCCUAUCAGUGCUUGGCACAAAGUGAAGUUGUUUCCAUAACGGAAGAUGGUACUGUACAUAUUCGUAAUGUUCGAACACAUUCGACUAGUGAACAUGAUGUCUCGUUUGUCGCGAGACUCACAGGUGCUGAGGUCACAACUCCGUUUCUUCAACGAGCAUCUACAAAAACGAAAACCGCUCUGCAAAUCAAUCCGUAUACAUACGAAUGCAUCGACUUUGAACACAUGUAUGCAUUAGGUCCGCUUGCCGGCGAUAAGCUUGUUCGAUUUCUACAGGGUGGGGCAUUUGCAUGUGCAGCAAGUUUAUUUAAAACCUUUCGACAAACAUCACCGAAGACAACAUAUAGGACGUGA